UUUUGAAUGAGAUACUAACUGCUGACUUGAUUGCUAUACUGGACAAUAAUUUUGCUUUAACUGUAGGUGUGGAGGAAGUGCAAGAUACGUAUCUUCACUGUGGCUCAGAUGGACGACAACAGCAUUCAGAUGAAGAAAGACCUGAUGACGUUCCUCUAUCAUCUGCGAUUUGAUGCUGAGGUGGAGGUGGUUGAAAUGCACGACAGCGACAUCUCGGCCUACACCUACGAAAAGACCCUGGUGAUGGAGCAGCGGUCGCAGAUCCUCAAGGAGAUGCAUCUGACCAAGAACGAGCGUGAGAGAGAGAUUCAGAGCAUCACAGACGUGUCCCGUGGCUCUAUACGUCGAAAGAACCCUUCAAACCUGCACCCCCAGAGGAGUAUCGCUGAGGAGUCGGUGGGAGGAAGCGGCGAAGAGAAACCUGAGGAAGAGUCUGUCCGUCUCUCCCGUCCUCGACAGGUUCAGCUC
Sinocyclocheilus grahami is the source of this 468-nucleotide messenger RNA. RefSeq names its product solute carrier family 12 member 5-like. The annotation marks the transcript as partial. The transcript is spliced from 4 exons. NCBI's taxonomy places the organism in Eukaryota, Metazoa, Chordata, Actinopteri, Cypriniformes, Cyprinidae. The record is from RefSeq and is a predicted model, not a curated record.